This is a messenger RNA of Pleuronectes platessa (European plaice), 684 nucleotides long. It is a transcript of the gene rergla, whose product is annotated as RERG/RAS-like a. The transcript is spliced from 5 exons. Gene Ontology annotation, molecular function: GTPase activity; GTP binding. The coding region runs from base 67 to 684 and encodes 205 amino acids. Lineage: Eukaryota; Metazoa; Chordata; Actinopteri; Pleuronectiformes; Pleuronectidae. The record is from RefSeq and is a predicted model, not a curated record.
CUCGGCUCCUCAGAGGGAUGACAUCUGAGGGAGAUCACUGCUCCCGAACUGGUUUCCACAGCCAACAUGAAUGAGAUGAAGAUUGCAGUGCUGGGCGGUGAAGGUGUUGGCAAAUCAGCUCUCAUCGUCCGGUUCCUCACCAGGCGUUUUAUUGGCGAGUACGCAUCAUCCUCAGAGUGCGUGUACAGGAAGUGUCUGUCUGUGGAUGGGAGGCAGGUUCACCUGGAGCUCUAUGACCCCUGCUCUCAGGCCUGUGAGGGUAAGUCUGCUUUAAAAAGCCAGAUCCACUGGGCUGAUGGUUUCAUCUUGGUGUACGAUAUCAGCGACCUCUCCUCCUUCCUCGCCGUCAAAGCCAUCGUGCACCUGAUCCGAGAGCUGCACCAUGGAUCUGCCAAAAGGAACGUAGACUCGCCCAUAUUUCUGGUGGGCAACAAACAGGACCUGUGCCACAUGCGAGAGGUGCAACGUGAAGAGGGUCAGCGUCUCGCCGCCGAGUUUCACUGCCAGUUCUACGAGCUGUCGGUGGCUGAGCACUACCAGGAGGUGGCGCUCAUAUUCUCCAAGAUGGUGCAGAAGGCCAGCCUGGGCAGCAAGGCCAAGGAGCGCAGGAGGCGCCCGAGCGGCUCCAAGUCCAUGGUCAAGCUCAUCAACAACGUCUUUGGCAAGAGGAGGAAAUCGGUGUGA